GAUGCGUUUAAGGACGCGAAGACUGAGGAAGAUGCCACGGUUAUUGCUGGAAAACUUGCCAAGGCAAAACUAGAUCUCGGCAUGCUUCAAAGACAAGCAACUAUAGGUUACCUGUUUGACCCGCAUACCCGGCUACCCGUGAAGUAACUACCUGACCUACCUGUAAUCAGCUGUAUAUCGUAUAUACUUCAACUCUAGUGAUACAUUCAGUCUAUGAAAUUUUCUCGUAUUCAUUGCAACAAAUUAAUAUUUUGUGAUUAAAAUCCUAAAGGGAUUGUUUAUCGUUUUUUGAAAAAUGAUUUAUCCCAAGAAAUUCCGAUAAUGUUACAACCAUUUAAAAAAAAAUUUAAAUAUUGGAUUAAUUGUACCCAUUUUUGGAAAUUUGUGAACAUUCCCUUUAGAAAUAUUUAUUUCAUUCCUGGGAUUUGCAGAUACACUAACUGUGAAAAAUGGCUACUUUAAAGGGAGGAAGACAUAAAGUGUUAAAAAGACAAGGCGCAAGGAAUUGUUUGAAUAUGGAUACUUUCCAGAUAUCUUCCCCAGUUGGAACAUGGGAAGUUGAACAAUGUAACCUAGGUGUGCACCUGGUGAAACUAAAACAAGGAGAAUAUCCAGAAAUAGAUCUAGAGAUUCCUGUCAGAAAUUUAAACAAGUGUUCUCCCGCUUUGUAUACUGAGCAGUGGCUGGAUGCAUAUUUUAACAGAUUAGAUGAAUGUAUGAGUAUGAAGCUACCUACAGUGUGCCCAUAUAUUCUUGACCCCCAACAAAGCUUCAGAAGUAAGGUCUGGGAUUACAUAUACUCAAAACUAGGGGUUGGAGAACUUGCUAGCUACGGUGAAGUGGCCGCUGCAGUUGGCUCUUCUAAAGCAGCCCAGGCGGUUGGAACAGCAAUGAAGAUGAAUCCUGUUUCCCUUAUUAUUCCCUGCCAUAGGGUAACAAGAGUGGGCGGAGAUCCUGGUCACUACAGUGGGGGAACUAGGGACAAUCUCAAGGUGCAGCUGUAAAAAUGAAGAAAAUGUUAUGGGCCGAUGCAAUAUUACAGAUGACAGCUACUGUCUAAGACUGCAGAAACAUAACUGGUUAUAGAUGAAAGAUGGCAGCUACUCUACUUUCCAUAAUUGGAGAUAUCAAACAGAUUGUGAAUGACAGCUGCCAGCCAUGUUCUGAUUACCGAUAUUCAACAGCUUAAAGAUAUUUAUAACAGUUGUAUGACAGCUGAGAACUAAAAAAGCUAACAAGAAUCCAGGCACUAAG
This is a messenger RNA of Eurytemora carolleeae, 1254 nucleotides long. RefSeq names its product methylated-DNA--protein-cysteine methyltransferase. Gene Ontology annotation, cellular component: nucleus. The coding region runs from base 450 to 1004 and encodes 184 amino acids. Gene Ontology annotation, biological process: DNA repair. NCBI's taxonomy places the organism in Eukaryota, Metazoa, Arthropoda, Copepoda, Calanoida, Temoridae. Gene Ontology annotation, molecular function: methylated-DNA-[protein]-cysteine S-methyltransferase activity. The record is from RefSeq and is a predicted model, not a curated record. The transcript is spliced from 10 exons.